CUUAUAAAUGUGUUGGAUCACAAAAUUAUUGCACCGACUCAAUAGUGAAAGAAGCAAAGGCAUGAGCUCCAGCAGCAAUACUUCCGACCUCCGCUCAAUCGCCGAAAGACUACGCCGCCACGACGACACCAAUUAUUCACGAAUUGCCGGCGAAUUGGGGACUAAUCGAGCUGCAGUUUUGAUCUGCUUGUUCCAAGGAAAAGGCGGCCAUCUUCGCGUCAUACUCACCCAGAGAUCUUCAACCAUCUCCUCUCACUCCGGUGAAGUUGCUUUGCCCGGCGGCAAGUGGGAAGAAGGCGACGACACCCACGCCGCCACCGCUCUCAGAGAGGCCAACGAAGAAAUCGGAUUGGACCCUUCCACUGUCGAAAUUCUCUCCAUUCUCCCCCCCUUCUACACCAAGCGCCAUAUUACUGUAUUUCCAGUGAUCGGAAUAGUUUGGGAUAUCAGCAGCUUCUCCCCUGUCCUUAAUGCCUCCGAGGUGGAAUCAGUAUUCGAUGUUCCACUAGAGAUGUUUCUCAAGAAUGAAAAACGAAGAGAGGAGAAGAUAGAGCUGAUGGGAGAAAGGUUUUUGGUGCACUACUUCGAUUACCAAACGGAAAAGAGAUGUUACACAAUAUGGGCUCUGACUGCCUCAAUUUUAAUCAAAGCUGCAUCAAUUAUCUAUCAACGACCCCCUGCCUUUCAAGAGCAUAAGCCCACGUUCUGGGGCAGAAGUCGUCAUUGAAAUACCAUUAUUGUUGAUUGUUGUUUGUAAUUCUAAACUAAUGGAAGAUUAAGUUCAUUUCAAAAUUA
This is a messenger RNA of Salvia hispanica, 795 nucleotides long. Its product is annotated as nudix hydrolase 15, mitochondrial-like. Gene Ontology annotation, biological process: coenzyme A catabolic process. The record is from RefSeq and is a predicted model, not a curated record. Gene Ontology annotation, molecular function: coenzyme A diphosphatase activity. Lineage: Eukaryota; Viridiplantae; Streptophyta; Magnoliopsida; Lamiales; Lamiaceae.